Molecule: messenger RNA, 987 nt
Organism: Camellia sinensis
Lineage: Eukaryota; Viridiplantae; Streptophyta; Magnoliopsida; Ericales; Theaceae
Source: RefSeq, a predicted model, not a curated record
AUGCUGAGAGUUCAAGGGGGAAGUGUUAGCAUGGUGGAAAUAGAGCAUUGCCUACUAGUAAAUACUCUUCUUGACUUCUCCAAUCAACGAUUUGUUAUCCUCUUUGAAUCAUGUAUCUAUCUCUUCAAUUUCUCUACCAUUUAAUCUUAUAACUCUUUCAAAAACUUUGUAGAACCCUUUGAUUUAUCUGGCCUGGUAGGCCAUGGACGGUAUUGCCAUGAAAUUAGUCUCACCAUCACAAUCCAACAAUGGAGAAAAGGAGCUCAAUGGUUCAAAAUGGAUCGAGAUGUCGCUGUUGAGGUUAUCUCAGACACAAAAUAUUUUUCACUAUUUCGAAAGCAUUGCAAGAGUUCAUGUCGUGCCGAUGAGCAUUACUUGCCAACGUUUGUGAGUAUAAAAUUUUCGGAGAGGAAUUCAAAUAGAAGUUUGACAUGGGUUGACUGGUCAAAGGGAGGUUUACACCCAGCUAAGUUUGUGAGAACAGGUGUGACUAUUGAGAUUUUGGAGAAAUUGAGGAGUGGAAGGAUAUGUGAGUACAAUGGGAAUAUCACCAAUGUUUGCUUCUUAUUUCCAAGGAAACUCACACCUAUUGCUUUGGAUAGGUUGAUGAGUAUAUCCAAAUCCAUAAUAGUUGAACCCAAGAGACUUGUUAUGUUGGGUUGGUUACCGAGAAGAGAAUCAGAAUUAGCUAUAUGGAAAAGUUUUGCGGUUAUCACUGUAAAGUUUGAUAUCCAACAGAUUAAAAACACUCAAACUAGUCCAGAUUUUGGAGGGCUUCCAAUUGCAAAUAAGAAAAGCUUUACAGAGAACAAACCUUUUGACAAAGUUUUUCUUCAAUUAAUUCCAAUGGCGCAUAAUGAAGACUUGUCACAUUCUGCUAUCGAUGGGCAAACCCCAGAAGGGGGCGGGAGGCGUAAAGGUUUGCCUUUUGUCCUGCCCAUGGCAGAAUUGGAUCCCCAACAACGAAACCCACAGAGAGAUGCUUGA